This is a messenger RNA of Trypanosoma conorhini, 2241 nucleotides long. Its product is annotated as putative Mitochondrial elongation factor G. NCBI's taxonomy places the organism in Eukaryota, Euglenozoa, Kinetoplastea, Trypanosomatida, Trypanosomatidae. Gene Ontology annotation, biological process: mitochondrial translational elongation. Bases 1 to 2241 code for a protein of 746 amino acids. Gene Ontology annotation, molecular function: GTPase activity; GTP binding; translation elongation factor activity. Gene Ontology annotation, cellular component: mitochondrion. The transcript has a single exon. The record is from RefSeq and is a predicted model, not a curated record.
AUGAGGCGCUUUGGCAUAAUUACUUUGCGUCAAAUCAAUGCAGCCCGCUUUGCGACGCCCCAAUUUCUAAAAACUGUUCCCAGGCUGCGAAACAUUGGUAUCAGCGCCCAUAUUGAUAGCGGCAAAACGACGUUAACAGAACGCAUAUUGUAUUACACUGGUCGAAUUGGUAAAAUUCAUGAAGUAAAAGGGGGAACAGAAGUUGGGGCAACGAUGGAUUCUAUGGAGCUUGAAAAAGAAAGAGGAAUUACUAUUCGUUCUGCAGCAACCCAUUGUCAGUGGAAAGACCAUGUUAUUAAUGUUAUUGACACUCCUGGACAUGUGGAUUUUACCAUAGAGGUUGAGAGAGCUCUCAGAGUUCUUGAUGGAGCCAUUAUGCUUAUGUGUGGUGUUGGAGGCGUUCAAAGUCAAACACUUACCGUGGAUCGUCAAAUGAGACGUUAUGCCGUGCCGCGCAUUUGUUUUAUUAAUAAGCUUGAUCGUGACAAUGCAAAUCCUCAGCGUGCACUUCAGAUGGCGCAGGAACGGUUAGGUAUAAAUGCUGCCUUUAUUCAGCUUAAUAUGGGCAUAGCGCAAGAUUUUGAAGGUGUUGUUGAUGUUAUUGAAGACCGUGCUGUAUAUUUUGACGGUGUUAAUGGAGAAAAUGUUCGCUUUGAGGAAGUUCCUGCAUACAUCAAGGAUGACUUGGAGGCGGCUCGAAAAGAACUUAUUGGAAAGCUUGCUGAAUGUGACAGUGAAAUGGAGGAACUCUUUCUUAAUGAUCAAGAACCAACUUCGGAAAUGAUUCAUGCAGCUAUUCGACGUGCGACACUUGCUAAUAAAUUUGUCCCUGUGAUGCUGGGUUCGGCUUAUCGUAACAAAGGCGUUCAGCUUCUUCUUGAUGCAGUUUGCCGGUAUCUUCCGUCUCCUAUGGAUAGGAAGAAUGCGGGUUAUGUUCUGAAGAGGGUGAAGGAUGAGGAUGGAAAUGUUUCCAGCGUUAAGGAAGAUAAGAUUGACUUAUUGACAGACGACGAAAAACCACUUGUUGCACUUGUGUUUAAACUCGAAGAAACCAAAAAAACUGGACUUUCAAACUAUGUUCGCGUGUAUCAAGGGAAAAUGCGGAAGGAACACCUUUUAAACGUGCGAACUGGUAAGACCUUUUUGCCUCCAAAGCUCGUCCGCAUGCAUGCUGAUUCUGCUGAGCAGGUGGAUGAGGCGAAGGCCGGCGACAUUUGUGCAAUUCAAGGCGAAAUUGAUGCUUCGUCAGGGGAUACAAUUAUGAGAGCAGGUCCAAAAAGUGGAGCUUUGAUAUCUUGUGAAGAUAUGUAUAUCCCUCCAAGGGUCAUUUCUUCUUCUAUUAAGGUAAAGAACGAUCGGGAUCUGAACCGGUUGCGGGACCGUAUGGCUGCAUUUAUGCGCGAGGACCCGACCUUUUCUUUUUAUCGUAAUUCUGAAACCAACGAAGACAUUAUGGAAGGUAUGGGAGAGCUGCACCUGGAUAUUUAUGUUGAACGCCUGAAACGUGAAUACGGUCUAGAGGCUGAACUUGGGAAGCCGACAGUAAACUAUCGCGAGGUAAUCACAGAGAGAAAAGAGUUUGAUUUUGUUUUUAAGCGACAAAGUGGUGGUGCAGGACAGUGGGCGCAAUUAAAAGGAUAUAUUGAUGUUCUCCCUAUUGAUAUGUCAGUGGAGAAGGGCGUGAAGAACAAGGUUACCGUCAGUUGCUCUAACGGUGAUAUUCGUGAAUCUCUUCAGAAGUCUGUCGUCAAGCAACUGGAGCGCAAAGUCUUUGUAAAGGGAGAAUUGAUGGGAGCACCAGUGUGGGGAGUACACUUUCAUCUUGGUGGUGGUGCUAUGCAUGAAGUUGACUCAACUGAUAUGGCCUUUAAAAAUGCGACACAAGAGUUGUGGGAAACACUCUUGCCACAACUUAAGCCUACACUGGUAGAGCCAUACAUGGAUGUCGAAAUCACAGUUCCGGCGCAGUGUAUGACCGAGGUGGCGACAGAAUUUGCGAAGCGUGAAGGUGUUGUGACGGAAACCACUGUCAAUGGAGUAGAUGCAGUGAUUCGUGGAGAGACGGCGCUGGAUACCAUGUUUGGUUUCAUCUCCGAUCUUCGGCGCCUCACAAAGGGGCAAGGGGAUUUUGGAAUGCAGUUCAAAGAGUACAGGCCCAUGCAACCGUACAAGGCUCAAAUCCGCAUGGACGAACGCAAUAAGGAAAUUGGUCGCAAGUUGUACAAACUUAGCGGGGAAUGA